Messenger RNA from Anoplophora glabripennis (Asian longhorned beetle), 543 nucleotides. RefSeq lists its product as uncharacterized. The record is from RefSeq and is a predicted model, not a curated record. The transcript has a single exon. NCBI's taxonomy places the organism in Eukaryota, Metazoa, Arthropoda, Insecta, Coleoptera, Cerambycidae. The coding region runs from base 1 to 543 and encodes 180 amino acids.
AUGAAUGAUAAUGUAGUAAAAAUUGCUGAAGAUGCUACAAAAGGACAAAGCAAAUCUUCAUUAUGGUACGAAUUAAGGUAUGGCAGGAUAACUGCAUCAAAAAUUUAUGAAGCAGGUAAUUGCAAAACAUCGGAUGGAACAUUAGUCGAAACCAUAAUAGGAGCCCAUAAAAUAAGGGAGACAAGAGCUAUGAAACGAGGAAUUAAAUUAGAAAAAGAAGUUUUAAGACGUGUGGAAGAGGAAUUGAAAAUAAAAUUAAAACCAUGUGGCAUUAUUUUGAAACGGGAAUAUCCAAUUUUUGGAGCAUCACCUGAUGCUAUAGCGGAUGAUUUUGUGGUCGAAAUAAAAUGCCCAAAUAGUGUAAAGGCUUUAUCAAACUAUAUAAAAGAUGGUUUAAUCGCAAAUAAGUACAAAGCUCAAGUACAUCUACAGAUGUUUACUGCUCAAAAACAAAAAGGACUUUUUUGUAUUGCACAGCCAGAUUUUGAGACUUCUAAGAAAAUAAAUUUUCUAUGGGUAAAUUUUGAUAAAGACUAUGUCUGA